AUGGCUUCGUUCGGGGAAGAUGAUGAUGACAGAGACCUUGCUGGUGGGCCUCCCUGCUCGCAAGAUGGUAGCUCCGAUAAUGAAAUGGACGAUACCCUCCGAGACGCUGACGAUGGCGGUAACGACAAUGACAACGACAACGACAACGACAACGAGGCCGAUGCCGACGCCGACCAAGACGCCGACCAAGACGCAGAUACCCAAUCCAAUGCCAGUCACGUAUCGGAUAGCGCUGGUGUAGCACCCCAACCAAACGCCGAUGUCGAAAUGACCACGACCGGCCCAGUGAACAUUGUACAUGAUUCAGUUUCUGUGUAUCAUCCUCCAGUCCGGUCCGAAUGUCUCACUGCCUCUACCUACGAUAUAGUCCCUACGACGGCUGCGCCCCACAGUACAUCUAUUAAUGCGGUGACGGCGACUGCAGACAUGAGGUGGGUAUUCAGCGGCGGCUCAGAUGGAUACGUGCGGAAGUUCAAUUGGGUGGAGUCGAUCAAUAGCAAGUUGAUGUUAACCGUAGCGCAACGGCACCCCUUCGUGGACAGCGUGAUCAAGGCGGGCGUGGUAAUGACAUAUUGGGAAAACAUGGACGGCAACACUCUGUCACCGGUAUAUUCUUUAGCUAGCCAUAGUGAGGGAUUGUGGUUACUAUCCGGCUUAGAAUCGGGUGCCAUUCGCCUACAAUCCGUCCGUCAUGACGAGGGCAAGGAGAUCGCUCUACUACAACAGCAUACUUCAGCCGUGUCAGUGUUGAAUCUGACAUCGGAUGAGAAAUCAUUACUGUCUGGAAGUUGGGAUAAGCGAGUUUUUGAUUGGGACCUGAAUACGGGCCAGACUAGGCGCUCAUUUGGAUCCAGUGCCAGACAAAUUUCAGCCAUUGACCUACGGCCAGAAUCUAGUCUGCCAGUUCCUAAGGAUACCGAGACACCGCUUCCUAAUGGGACUUACUCAUCGAAUUAUCAGGCGAGUGGUGGUAAUAGCUUUGACUUCAUGGAUACGUCGAACGACCAAGGCGGUGUUGGCGACUCAUCAAACCCGCAGGCGGGCUCACCGGCAGACUCACUUUUCGGUGGAGCGGAUUCAUUGUUCGGGGAUGCAGAUGGCACCGGAGGCGAAGGGGCAGGCGCAUCAGGGAAUGCCUUUGGCAUAGAUGAAGAUGAUGAAUUUGGUAAAGCUUUAGCCAAUGGCACCCUCCCCGACGCCGAUGCGCCUGGUGAGCCUGAGCCGUCAGAUCAGCAAAAUGGUGCUCCUGAAGCGCCUGCUCCAGUUGAUACAAGCGCUCAAAUCAAGGAGGUCGCGGCGCCUCAGCAACCAGUGACUCGUGAGUCAGAGGCCGUCAAUGCCUCGUCGCAGCCUAUUAUGAAUGGGCUGCCUCACGCGGAGGAAUUGGAACCUGGCCUCGAGAGGCAAAAUCUCAGCCAACAAACAGAGUCUGAUAAGAAUGUUUCCGAUAACACCUUCCUUGCCGCAUCCAUAGACGGCACUAUCCGAGUGUGGGACAGGCGACAACCGGACCCCAUUGCUCGCAUUUCGCCUCGCAAUUCACCACCCUGGUGCAUGAAUGCAUGCUGGUCUCCUGACGGUAAUUAUAUCUACGCCGGCCGUCGAAAUGGAACUGUAGAAGAAUUCAGCCUUCACAAGGGCUUACGAGACCCUGAACGGGUUUUCAAAUUCCCGCAGGGAAGUGGGCCUGUUACGGCUCUCAGGGCGAUGCCUAACGGGCGACAUAUAGUCUGCGCCUCCCAUGAUAUUCUUAGAUUAUACGACCUGAAACACGAGCAAGUCGCUCGUCACUCAACUGUCCCGUUCCUUAUCAUCCCGGGGCAUCGAACAGGAACCGUCUCACAGCUAUACAUCGACCAAGCUUGUCGGUUCAUGGUCUCCACAAGUGGCAAUAGAGGCUGGGAAGGCAGUACCACCGAAGUCUUACUGGGGUACGAGAUCGGCGUUCCUCGGUAG
Molecule: messenger RNA, 1956 nt
Organism: Aspergillus bombycis
Lineage: Eukaryota; Fungi; Ascomycota; Eurotiomycetes; Eurotiales; Aspergillaceae
Product: WD40 repeat domain-containing protein
Exons: 3
Coding region: 1-1956 (651 amino acids)
Molecular function (GO): protein binding
Source: RefSeq, a predicted model, not a curated record